This is a messenger RNA of Trichoderma harzianum CBS 226.95, 408 nucleotides long. RefSeq lists its product as hypothetical. Gene Ontology annotation, cellular component: cytosolic small ribosomal subunit; ribosome. The transcript is spliced from 4 exons. The coding region runs from base 66 to 254 and encodes 62 amino acids. Gene Ontology annotation, biological process: translation. NCBI's taxonomy places the organism in Eukaryota, Fungi, Ascomycota, Sordariomycetes, Hypocreales, Hypocreaceae. The record is from RefSeq and is a predicted model, not a curated record. Gene Ontology annotation, molecular function: structural constituent of ribosome.
CAAAAAUCUCACCGCGCCACUGCAGAUUCAGCGUCCACACAUCAUCGCCAAAUCAAUCUAUCACCAUGGGUAAAGUUCACGGAUCUCUUGCCCGUGCCGGCAAGGUCAAGUCUCAGACUCCUAAAGUUGAGGCCCAGGAGAAGCCCAAGACCCCCAAGGGUCGUGCUCUUAAGCGCCACAAGUACACCCGACGAUUCGUCAACGUCACUCUGACCGGUGGAAAGAGAAAGAUGAACCCCAACCCCGGCUCUUAAACGAAUUAGACCAUGACUAGGGAGAGAAGGAUGUAAAGAUUGACAACGGGGCCGUUCUCCGAUGGUUGCUUGAUUUCAGCAGAAGGCAAAUGGAAUGAGUCGGGUCGAUUGGCAGGCUGAGCAUCAUCUACAGUUUGAGAGAUGCGAAGAAGCG